AUGGCUGUCAUCGCUGAAACUUCUUCGGACGACGGAGGCUCUAAUGGCGGCGAUCAAAACAAGAAACCUAAAGAAGUCGAGAAGAAACCGAAAGAAGAAGAGAAUCGAAACAAGAAACUCAAAGAAAAGUUGUCGUUUUCUCUACCAAUCCCAGACGAUCUAACCCUAAGUUGCUUCGCACUCGUUCCAAGAUGUCACUACCAAGCACUAUCCCUCGUCUCAAGUAACUUCAGAGAUAUAAUCUGGUCGCGGGAUCUCUACGUCAAGCGCUCGGACCUCGGCCGUACCGAAAGCGUUCUUUAUGCGUACAUCAGAUUAUUUCCAUUAGAGAAGCCUAGUUGGUACAUUCUGCAUCGUGAGCCCUAUCGAAACUUGCGUAACACGGUUCCUUCAAGAUUGACUCUAAUCGAUUCACUCCCUCCCAUGCCUUUGGGAGCUGCUGUCGUCACAAUCGGAUCUGAUAUCUACGUAAUCGGUGGACAAAUCUGUGGAAGACCCUCAGCAGCUAUGACUCUCAUGGAUUGCAAAUCUCACAAGUAUCGCUUGCUCCCGAGUAUGCGAAUGUCUCGCUUCCGCGCAGGUGCCGGAGUGGUUGACGGAAAGAUUUAUGUAAUCGGAGGUUGUAUGGUUCAACUGUUUUAUUGGGUGGAAGUGUUCGAUAUAAAGAAACAGACUUGGAGUGGAUUAGGGUUUCCGCUCUUACCUAAAGUGGAGACAGAGUACUUGACAUAUGAGGUGAUGGGAAAGAAGAUUUACCUUAGGGGUAAAAUCUCGGCUUAUGUUUUCGAUCCAGAAACAUUGGUGUUGGAUCAUGCAUUGCUACUGGGAAUACACUUUCCUACUGCGUGGCAUGAGUCUUCUUGUGUGAUAGAUGAUAUGUUGUUUUGCAUGAACCCACAAUUGCUUUUGCGUAAGUAUGGUCUGUUGGGAAGUCAACAAGGUCUAGUUGGUUUAGAAGGUUUACCAGAUCAUCCAAUACUCGUAUAUUAUCCGAAGCGGUACGUGAACAGAAUGAGGUACUUGAAGGGUUUACAAGGUUUUCCUGCAAACAUGUAUCUCAAAGAGUGUAAAUUGGCGAAUUUUGGUGGAAACUUGGUGGUUUUGGGUACUAAUCAGAGUCGGUUUAACAAGUGUAAAGGGAAAAAAGAGGUUUGGUGCGUAGAGAUCUCUUUAGAAAGACGGGGAAUCGAUGAUAUUUGGGGCAAGGUUGUUGAUUGGAGCAAGGUUGAAUCAGUUGCGGUUGUGCUUACGCAGUUUAAUUGCUCGCCUUCCAUUGAGCUUUGUCGAACUGUUACUUUUGUCUCUCUAGCUUCAAGGCUUAGUUAG
Arabidopsis lyrata subsp. lyrata is the source of this 1326-nucleotide messenger RNA. Its product is annotated as putative F-box/kelch-repeat protein At2g21680. Lineage: Eukaryota; Viridiplantae; Streptophyta; Magnoliopsida; Brassicales; Brassicaceae. Gene Ontology annotation, molecular function: protein binding. The record is from RefSeq and is a predicted model, not a curated record. The transcript has a single exon. The coding region runs from base 1 to 1326 and encodes 441 amino acids.